AUGGAGAGUGGCACUCCUGGCUCACAUCCAGUGCUUAGGACUUCACCACAAACAGGUAACAAAAGAGUAAUUCUUUUUCUGUCUCUUUUAAACUGUCUUCAAGACAUUGUACUUGAUGUUUAUCUCAUCUCUGAAAAGAAUUCCACUGGAUUUAACAUCACAGUGUCAACUACAUGUGAACACCAAAUUCACUGGAAACUAUUAAACAAAAGAAGAAAACCAGAAAAAGCUACUUACUGCAACAGAGAGUAUACAUUAGAACAGUUCUCAUCCCAAUACUGUCAUUCUCCUUCACCUCAAACUGACCAAUUCCACAGCAGAGAUAUGAAGUCUACAAACUGCUAUCUCUCUCUCUCUCUCUCUCUCAGUCACACACAUCCACAUACCUAUUGCUGUUGUCACACAGAAGCAGUAGUAAACAGAACUGUAUACAAGGAUGUACAUCACAUCUCACCAGAGAUUCCACUGGAUUUAACAUCUCAGACUAAACAUAAACAUGUUGAUGGUGGUCAUGGAUGGAAUGAAGGAGAACUAGGAAAAACUGAAGAGAAACCAGACUUCACUGGAUUUAACAUCACAGUGGUUAUUAUUACAUUGAUAGCUGUGACAGUGUCAGUUAUUAUUACUGCUUCAACGUCGAUAUGCAUCCUACGUUAUUGUCAUCGGAGACAUAUUCCACAAGAAGAAAUAACUACACCUCAUAGAUGUGUCAGUGAACAAAGACAUUUAAUUUGUCCCUCCUACCAUACAAGUUCUUGCACUGAUGUUCCUGGAGCAAUACUAGAACAAGACAAAACAAAGAUUGGUCACUUCACAGAAGCAAGAAGAAUAUCUCAUCUUGGGGAAGAAUUUGGAAGUGGACCAAGAGGUUCACCUGUAAAACCCAGGACAUCAACAGAAUUCUCACAUCAGAGGUACAUUCAAGAGAUAGCAGUGCCACUUGUCAGGGAUAAUCAUGAAAAGAACACAGUGAUGGCCCUCAGCUGUAACAACUGGAAAUCUACAAUACCUUCACAUUCUGAAAAAGGACAUGGCUGGAUUGAACAAGACCCAGGAAAUGGUGAAGAAAUGUCAGAUUUGUUCUCAUCCCAAUACAGUAAUUCUUCAUCAUCUCAACCCAACAAAUUCCACAAAGGAGAUAUGAAGCAUGUAGGACAGACGUUCAGCUAUCCAACAGUAGUAACAACAGAACUCUUUACAAGGACGUUCAUAUCAUCAAGCCACAGACCCACCACAGACUCCACUGGAUUUAACACCACAGGUCAAAAGAAAAAAAUGCAAAUAACCAAAUAUUUAUUAAUAUUUGUCCUGCAUAGAUGUACAUUCAUGAAGUCACACAGAACUCUGAUGGUGAAAAACAUGAAAAAUGCACAUCCCCUGACAACAACACCUGGAAACCUACCAAGUCUUCUUAUUCCGACAAUGGACAUAUUUGGAAUCAGAGUGAUACAGGACAGGGUGGUGAAAUACCAGAUCUGUUCACAAUCCAGUAUUGUAAUUCUCCAUCGUCCCAAACUGACCAAUUCCAUAAAGCAGAUACAAGGCCAUUAG
This is a messenger RNA of Acanthosepion pharaonis, 1551 nucleotides long. The record is from the annotation of a GenBank genome assembly. NCBI's taxonomy places the organism in Eukaryota, Metazoa, Mollusca, Cephalopoda, Sepiida, Sepiidae.